Oryza brachyantha (malo sina) is the source of this 1499-nucleotide messenger RNA. RefSeq names its product protein SET DOMAIN GROUP 41. NCBI's taxonomy places the organism in Eukaryota, Viridiplantae, Streptophyta, Magnoliopsida, Poales, Poaceae. The record is from RefSeq and is a predicted model, not a curated record. The transcript has 7 exons. The coding region runs from base 136 to 1401 and encodes 421 amino acids.
UCGAGGGCUCGGGGGCGCACGGCGCACCCACCGCAUCGACCCCUCCCCUAUUUCCCAUACUUCACUAACUCCGGUGCGGUCGCGGCGGAUUCGUUCUUAGCAAGUUUUGUCGGUCUCGAGGAGGUCUCACAAAACAUGGCAAUGGGGAUGAGAGCCAGUAAAUCUGUGGACAUGUCGGAGGACCUAUCUCAGGCGAUUGCGCCUUAUGCUACCGCCCUGCACGACGCAUUACUCCACUCGCAUUGUUCCUCAUGUUUCCGCAACAUACCGACUCAACCCCCCUAUGCCAUGUCUUGUAUGACGUGUGGUUAUGUUCGAUACUGCUGCUCAGACUGCUGUAUAUCAGACUGUGAAGUGCAUUCAUCUUCUGGAGAAUGUUGCUUCUUUGCGAACCAUCUCAGGGAAGCCUCCCCCUCCUAUCUUACGGAAGAAACAAGCAAUAUCCGUGCUGCCCUGCGCCUUCUUUAUUCGCUUGAGAUGCGUGAUCUUGUUUCAUUUGAUUCAGUCAGCAGUCCCAAUAGAAUCGGUGGACUUUCGGCAAGUGGUAUUGGGCAAGUUAUGGAGGAAGGUGGAGAGAUUGCCGAGAUGAUUAUGGAGGGAAGUUUGUUGAUGUUGUCUGCCAGGAAAUUACGAAUGCAAACCACACUUGGUUUCUCCAACGGUCUGACAAUAGAGAAGGUGGCACUGUGGGCAGUGAUGACAGAUAGUGUUGAGGUGCAGAUUAGUGAAGGAAGGGCUCUGGGGAUUGCUGUUUAUGGCCCUAGAUUCUCAUGGUUCAAUCAUAGCUGCUGUCCUAAUGCUUCUUACCGAUUUGUAUUGGCUUCACGGAAUGAAGACUGUACUUCAGACAAACCAGAAUCCUGUGUAGUCCCUAUUUGCAAAGGAGCUGCACCAGAUGUGUGGCAUGCUUGGCAGUCUGAAGAAGAUGAUUCUGCUCAUGCUCAAUGCAGAUAUGGUCCACAAGUUGUUGUUCGCUGCACAAAGUCGAUCAAUAAGGGAGAUGAAGUUUUCAUAACAUACAUUGAUCUUCUUCAGACCAGGGAAGCAAGGCUUUCAGAUCUGUGGUCCAAGUAUAAAUUCAUUUGUUCUUGCGAGCGUUGUACUGCAGUACCAAAACCGUACGGGGAUCUUAUUCUGAGUUGUGAUGCUAGGAACUUGAAUACAUCAGAUGAUGCUGUUACAGAUCCAGCAAUUAAGGAUUUGGACAAUAUCUUACAGCAGGCAAUCUCUGAAUGCUCAUUUCUUGAUGACCCUAAAGCUUGCUGCGAUGUAAUUGAAAGCAUGCUUUCAGAAAACCUGAUGAGUAAUUUGCAGCAAGAGGAACAGUCACCAAGGAAAUACAUACUACACCCUCUACAUCACAUCAGUAUCAGCAGUUUCAUGGGUGCUGGCCAUUUUUAGCCCAAGGCUUACCCUGCCUGGAAAAGAUAAAGAACCCCAUAGACUUCAGUUGGCUUGGUCCAGCAAUAUUUCAGGCUUUCCAGCUUUCUGAGGAAGAU